UAAAAUUAAAAUAAGACGACCUAAAGGUAUUAGUUACCAAGUCAUAAAAACCUUUAAAAAAAGAUCAAAAGUAAUCAAAACACCCGCUUUGACCAACUUGAAAAUUUUUAAGUUUCAUUUAAUGUAUUUCGUGUCUUCAAUUUCAUCAGAAUAAUAAAUAAACACAAAAAAUGAGUCGUAAGGAAGCUUUGUCCUCGUUUAUACAGCAGAUUCACGGUCGCCCAGUUGUCGUUAAAUUGAACAGCGGUGUUGACUAUAGAGGUGUUCUAGCGUGUUUAGAUGGAUACAUGAAUAUAGCCUUGGAACAGACCGAGGAAUAUGUAAACGGACAGCUGAAAAAUAAAUAUGGCGAUGCAUUCAUACGUGGGAAUAAUGUUCUGUAUAUAAGUACACAGAGGCGAAGAAUUUAGUAUAGAAAAUACAUGUUAGAUUUUAAGGAAUAAAAAUUAAGUUUCUUUUGUAA
This is a messenger RNA of Bombyx mandarina (wild silkworm), 463 nucleotides long. Its product is annotated as U6 snRNA-associated Sm-like protein LSm6. Gene Ontology annotation, molecular function: RNA binding. The record is from RefSeq and is a predicted model, not a curated record. Gene Ontology annotation, cellular component: sno(s)RNA-containing ribonucleoprotein complex; P-body; U6 snRNP. NCBI's taxonomy places the organism in Eukaryota, Metazoa, Arthropoda, Insecta, Lepidoptera, Bombycidae. Gene Ontology annotation, biological process: mRNA splicing, via spliceosome; maturation of SSU-rRNA.